Messenger RNA from Neocloeon triangulifer, 1145 nucleotides. Its product is annotated as serine protease gd-like. The record is from RefSeq and is a predicted model, not a curated record. Bases 113 to 1030 code for a protein of 305 amino acids. Gene Ontology annotation, molecular function: serine-type endopeptidase activity. Gene Ontology annotation, biological process: proteolysis. The transcript is spliced from 7 exons. Lineage: Eukaryota; Metazoa; Arthropoda; Insecta; Ephemeroptera; Baetidae.
GACCCACUAGCAUUUAAAUAAGCUGCUUAUCAAAUUCUGCGCCACUUUUGUUCCUCAAGACUUGCUUCAAAGACGUGCUUUUCCAAGUAACGAAGAAUUGAAUUAACUGAAGAUGAAUUUAUCCAUUUUACUUGGCUGCGUAAUAUUCGUGGCCGCCGAUGUGGCUCUCGCGUCCAGGAAUGGUUUUGCAUUUCGCGGCGGAAAGAGUUACGCGAACUGCGGACAAGUGUCGGGUUCUGUGGGCGGGCGAGGACUUCACCCCUGGAACGUCAACAUCCAAUAUUCAAAUCUGCCUGGGAGGAAUGCGGAGAAACGUGCCUGCACCGGAACUUUGAUUUCAAAAAGGGCAAUAUUAACAACUGGGUAUUGUGUCCGCUAUGAUGGCAAAACUUUGUCCACUGACAAAAUUACUGUCACAUUGGGUGCUUAUGACCAAUCUGAUUCCAACGAGAGAUCGAGACAAGUUGUCAAGCCUUCCUCGGUGAUUUUGCACCCUGCUUAUGAUGAAUCCAGCGGGUCCGGCACGCCAAAUAAUCUCGCCCUGUUAAUUUUUGACGAGCCCAAAAUCCAAAUCACCGAUUUUGUGAAACCAGCGUGUUUGUGGAGCGAAGAUUUUGACGUCCAGAAAAUAGUCAACGCUACUGGCGCGGUGGUAGGCUGGGCCCUAGAUUCGGAUUUGAAGCAAAUCGAAAAACUUCUGCCAACACAAUUGACAGUUAUGUCGAACGCAGACUGCACAGAAUUCUAUCGCGAAUUUCAAAAGUGGGUGGUUCCGACUAAAACUCUAUGCAUCGCCCAUACUAACGAUCCUGGUGGCUGUGCAUACAACGACGGCACCGGUUUUGUUAUUUCCAAGAAUGGAAUUGGCUUUUUGAGAGCUGUCGUGAGGAAUGGCUUGUUUGAAAAUGAUAUGGAGAAGGGUGUCACAAAACAAUACGUUUGCGAACCACGUAAGCGCCCUCUCGUCACUGAUGUUGAUUUCCACAUGGAUUGGAUUGUGGGAAGCGUCCCAGACAUUUCAGCCCUGUGAAAUUUUUUAUGGCUGCGAAACAAAGCACAAUAAAAUGAUGUUAAAAAUGUUAAAAACUCAUCAUAUUUUGAUUAUAUAAAACCAAUAACUGUAAAUAAAAUGAGUAAUUAUGGUA